Molecule: messenger RNA, 670 nt
Organism: Papilio polytes (common Mormon)
Lineage: Eukaryota; Metazoa; Arthropoda; Insecta; Lepidoptera; Papilionidae
Product: peptidoglycan recognition protein-like
Exons: 4
Coding region: 1-579 (192 amino acids)
Biological process (GO): peptidoglycan catabolic process; innate immune response
Molecular function (GO): zinc ion binding; peptidoglycan binding; N-acetylmuramoyl-L-alanine amidase activity
Source: RefSeq, a predicted model, not a curated record
AUGGCUAACUUCUUUUUAUUAAUCACUUUUAUCUCACAUCAAAUAUUGUCUUCAUCUACGGCAUAUAUUGAUUCUAGUUGUGGCAUUAUACCGACCUGGAUCUGGAGCUGCGAAUCUACACGGCGUACUGUGCUUUUAGAUUUGCCAGUAAAAAUUGUCGUCAUCCAACACACGGUAUCGCCACCGUGCAACACUGACCACGCCUGUGAAAGCAGUUUGAAAAGCAUAAGAGAUUACCAUAUUAAUCAUUUGAAUUUCACCGACAUCGGCCCAUCAUUCCUUAUCGGAGGCAAUGGUAGAGUAUAUGAAGGCGCGGGCUGGAAACAUGUUGGAGCUCAUACGCGUGGGUAUAACGACAAGGCUAUCGCUGUAUCUUUCAUAGGAGAUUUUUCAUAUGAACUCCCGACACCAGAAGCACUACAAGCAGCUGAUGAUUUGUUAUCAUGUGGGGUUAGGAAUUACUAUCUCACUCCUAAUUACCGUAUUGUCGGUCACAGACAGUUGUCCGCGACCAGCAGCCUUGGAGACAAGUUGCAGGAACAUAUCAGCAACUGGUCACAUUGGACAUACGCAUUGUAAACAUUACGAAGCAAUAAUCUAAAGGAUGUAAUUACGGGUCACAGAUUUAGCUGUCGUAGGUUCAAAUCCAUUGGAUUAUUGUCAAUUGCUA